AUGGCAAACAGAACCUCCAAGCUUGGCUCUGGUUCUUUGCUACAGGGAAAGAAAGCUGUCUAUCAAAUUUGCGGCCUAUUCAGCAAGAACAACCAACAUGUGUGGCCUGCUUUUGCUAUGCAAAGCAGACAGCCGGUUGUCAUCAAGCAAGCCCUCCCAGGUCAACUUCAAAAUGAGAUCGAGGCACUUCGACUCUGUCAGGGAAGUCCGUAUGUCCGCCAAUUGAUUGACACCACUGAAUCCCCUCCCACAAUGGUCCUGGAACACCUAGAUACAAGUUUAUUUUCAGCUUCACGUCAUUGCCAACUCGACAAGACCGACUUGAAGCAGGCCAUCAAAGCCUCGUUGCAUGGACUCUCACUUCUACACGGGUUUGGUCGAAUUCAUAGUGACAUCAAACCAGACAACAUCCUGGCCAAUCGUGGCGCAGAAGGUUCAUCUCGUUUCAAAGACAUCAAACUUUGCGAUCUGGGCGACUCGAUUAUUCAAGAUGCCUCUCGGGGUCCACAACGCUUUGUAACUGGUACAGCAGUCUACAGAGCCCCUGAAGUCAUUCUACAAGCACCUCCUACAACUUCACUGGACAUUUGGGCUCUGGGUGCAACUGCCUUGUAUUUCCUCGUUGGCGACCACCUUUUUGCACCGAAACCACACAGUCGAGAUGACAAGAUGGUCAACCGCAAAGUCCUCCAAUGCCAGAUGCAGUGUUUCGGCCCAUUUCCAGACCAAUUCGUCGACAUUUUGCCUGCUGAAUCCCAAGCAGAGCUCCAAGAGCUGUACAACUCGAGAGAAUUCUACCCCAACCGAUGGCCGGAUGCAUUGGCAAGUGUAUUGGAUCCUGAAGAUGAGGACUUCAUUCGAAUGUUACUGAAGCCUGACCCACGAGAUCGACCAGCAGCUGCUGAAGCACUUCAACACACAUGGUUGACAGUUCUACCCUUUAUUUACGCCUAA
Molecule: messenger RNA, 954 nt
Organism: Exophiala mesophila
Lineage: Eukaryota; Fungi; Ascomycota; Eurotiomycetes; Chaetothyriales; Herpotrichiellaceae
Exons: 5
Coding region: 1-954 (317 amino acids)
Biological process (GO): intracellular signal transduction; protein phosphorylation
Cellular component (GO): nucleus; cytoplasm
Molecular function (GO): ATP binding; MAP kinase activity
Source: RefSeq, a predicted model, not a curated record